AUGGAUACAUCCAAAUAUAAAGGUGAAAUUUUAAGACAACUAAGUGAUCAAAAGGAGAUUCUCAAUAAGGCUGUUGAUGAUGAGAUUAUCAAUGAGAAAAUGUUUAAUUAUUUAUUUAAACAGAAUCCAAAAACCCCUAAUUUCUAUGUAUUACCUAAAAUACACAAGGAUCUUUGUGAUCCGCCUGGCAGGCCCAUAGUGGCAUCUAUUGACUCCCUAUUCAGCCGGAUUUCUAAAUUCUUGGAAAAAGUUCUCACUCCACUUGUAAGACAGGGUCGGUCUUUUCUAAAAGACACUGGUGACUUUUUGAUUAAGAUCAAGAAUUUUUCUGACUUACCAGAGGACAUCAUUUUGGCUACUUGGGAUGUAAGCAGUCUGUACACGAUUAUUCCCCAUGUUGACGGUUUAAAUAGUGCCUGGUCCUCUCUGGUGGAAAAGGUAAUGCCCAGCAACACCUUUUACUUCACAAUCCUACGGAACCCAAUUGAUGUCAUGGAAUCUUCUUUCUCUUAUUUCAGAACAAGAAACGCAUUCGGCAAAGCUAAGAACCUGGAGGACUUUCUCAAAAACAGCUCUGUAUUCUACCAUCCUAAUGCAAAUAUUAGUUUUUUUGCCAAAAACUUUAUGACCUUUGACCUGGGGUUUGAUCAUAAUGGGAUAGAGAACAGUAAGCACUUUCUUUUAACCUGCCGAAUGGUAGAAGCCACAUUUAAUUUGGUGUUGAUUACUGAAUAUGUUGAUGAAUCAUUGAUUCUACUAAAGGAUGCUCUGUGUUGGUCUUUGGAUGAUGUGGUGGCAUUUCCACUCAAUAUCAGAAGCAAUAGCAGUAAAGUGUCCUUGAGUUUGGAAACACAGCAGAAAAUAAAAAAAUGGAACCAGUUGGACUGGCAACUUUACAACUACUUCAAUAAGACCUUCUGGAAUAAAGUAGAGACAUUUGGAAGAGAGCGUAUGCAACGUGAGGUAGAGGAGCUUAAGAGGAAGAGGGCUUUGUUAGUUGAGACCUGUCUACUGGGUGAGGGCAUUGUGGACCCAGACAACCUGCAUGACAAGUCAAUGAUGCCAUACCAGCCUGGGUUAGCAAAGAUCCUUGGUUACAACUUGAAACAAACACUGAGGAAAGCUGAACAACUUAUGUGCAAAAGAAUGGUUACCCCAGAGAUUCAAUAUACAGGACAAUUACACACCAAACAGGAAAUUAAAAAAUCAGCACCCAAAGCCAUACCGAGUUAUAAUAAAACCAGAAUGAAACCCAUUCUUCAUAAAAAGAUAAAGUGAAAUGCUAACUAAACUGCUCUUUAGGAAUCAGGAAUAGAAAAGCUUUGAACAUUUAAAACGGUGCAACGUGAUAAAUGGAAUAAACCAGAGGUGGACCUAUUGCCGGUGCAGCAGGUUAAAGGAGCUAAAGGUGGAGGCUUGGAGCUGAAAAUAAAAUUAUUGUUUGCUAGGGUUUUUUUUUAUUUUGUAGUGAAUUAAGCCAUGCCAUACCAUGUAUAAAACAUAAAGGAACUAAAUAAACAACAUUUGAGCAGGA
Bombina bombina (fire-bellied toad) is the source of this 1534-nucleotide messenger RNA. Its product is annotated as galactose-3-O-sulfotransferase 2-like. The transcript has 2 exons. Gene Ontology annotation, biological process: glycolipid biosynthetic process. Gene Ontology annotation, cellular component: membrane. The coding region runs from base 1 to 1278 and encodes 425 amino acids. The record is from RefSeq and is a predicted model, not a curated record. Gene Ontology annotation, molecular function: galactosylceramide sulfotransferase activity. Lineage: Eukaryota; Metazoa; Chordata; Amphibia; Anura; Bombinatoridae.